AUGAAAGUCGUCCCUGAGGGUGAACGCACUCUAGUAGCAACAGAGGUCGCACAUAUUGUUCCAUUUUCUCCUGACAGCAUUGUGAAGACAGGAGCUUUGAGGAAAGUACAAGAUUCACCUGAAUCCUGCCAUUUCUGCCCAGACGAAGAACAUUCUCUGUGGGAUUGUACAUCUGCUGAUGAGAGAUAUGCCACAGCUGAGAAAACCACUUUCACCUCUGAUCAAGGAGAGCUAGAAUUUCAAGAAGCAAAUACCCCCAACGAAGAGGACCAGUCUGAAGUCCCUAUGGAAUCAAUAGAGCCUCUUGAAUAUUCCUCGAUUGGAAUUUCUUCUCUUUCUCCUUUUCUUUACUGUGUUAAAUUCCUGAAUUUCAGAAGCUCUCUGAACGUGCCCAAUAAACGACGUUGUCACCGCUGUCAGUGCUCAUAG
Trichophyton benhamiae CBS 112371 is the source of this 429-nucleotide messenger RNA. RefSeq lists its product as uncharacterized. The record is from RefSeq and is a predicted model, not a curated record. The coding region runs from base 1 to 429 and encodes 142 amino acids. Lineage: Eukaryota; Fungi; Ascomycota; Eurotiomycetes; Onygenales; Arthrodermataceae. The transcript has a single exon.